This is a messenger RNA of Phanerochaete carnosa HHB-10118-sp, 1799 nucleotides long. RefSeq lists its product as uncharacterized. NCBI's taxonomy places the organism in Eukaryota, Fungi, Basidiomycota, Agaricomycetes, Polyporales, Phanerochaetaceae. The coding region runs from base 1 to 1794 and encodes 597 amino acids. Gene Ontology annotation, molecular function: monooxygenase activity; flavin adenine dinucleotide binding. The record is from RefSeq and is a predicted model, not a curated record. The transcript has 11 exons.
AUGUCUUCCACUUCUCCCUCUUCCCCUACACUACCAACCUUCGACGUGCUUGGAACGACGCCUCCCGAGAGCGUUGACGCGGUGGCCAUCGCCCGCACCUGGAGCGAUCUGUUCGCAGCGGGCAUCACGUCUCAAGACGUAGACACACUCAUCAACGACGCGCUCCACGCCGAUCCGUGGUGGCGAGACCUCUUCGCCCUCACCUGGGACAUCCGCACCUUCCACGGCCGCCGCGAGAUUUCGCGAUUCCUUGCAGACCGGCUGGCCGCGACGCACUUCGGCGGUAUCGAGUUCCUGAAGGCGACGUACCAGACACCGUAUCCGGACCUCGCCUGGGUCGUCGUUUCCUUCACGUUCACAACCGAUGUGGCAGCUGGAAGUGGCGAGGCACGACUGGUGUACUGUGCCGAUAUGGAGUGGCGGGCAGUGACGGUGUAUACGAACCUCGAGGGUCUCAGAGCCUAUCCAGAAUGUGUUGGGCCCCAUCGCGAUUUCAAUCCUGACAAUGGCGGGUGGACGCCGGGCGCGUCCUCCACGGAGGCCCCGGAUGUGCUCAUCAUCGGGGCAGGACUGAGCGGACUAUCUAUCGCGGCACGGCUGAACGCGCUGGGCGUGUCGAAUCUUGUAGUCGAGGCGGACGAACGAGUGGGUGAUAACUGGAGGAAGAGGCACGAGAAGCUCAGUUUACAUGGGCCCAUUUGGCAGAGCCAUCUGCCCUACCUUCCUUUUCCCGCUACCUGGCCUGUGUUUGUACCUGCGAAGAAAUUCGCAAAUUGGCUAGAACUUUACGCCGAUGCGCUCGAAAUUAACGUCCAGACCUCAACCUCGGCUAUUUCUAUACGUCGCAGCGACGAUAUGCAGAAGUGGGACGUCACUCUCCAGAGGUCAGACGGCUCGCAGCGCCUUUUAUCCGUGAAGCAUGUCGUUGUUGCGGUAGGCUGGCCGUUCAAACGCACGACGUUCGCAGGGCAGGAUGACUUCGCCGGCACGAUUGUACACUCGGUAGAUUUCCGCUCUGCAGCGCCGUACGUCGGCAAGAAGGUCGUUGUCAUCGGGGCGUGCUCCUCUGCGCACGAUGCCGCGUCCGACUGCGCGAGCCUCGGAAUCGACGUGACGAUGCACCAACGCUCGCGCACGUUCGUCAUGUCUAUAAACCCAAGCUGUCUCCGUGCCAUUCCCUCCGAGGAGUGGGAGACCGCACCCAUUGAAGACGUCGACCGCUCCAAGUUUGCACUCCCCAUCCCUCUUGCAAAGCUCUUCGCGAAGCGCGCAGCCUCGCUUACUCGCAGCGACGAUCAGGAGAUGCUUGAAGGACUAGAGAAAGCGGGAUAUCGCACCUCGAAUGGUGAGGAAGACCUGGGUGCGUUCUGGCAUCUCUUGCGCGCAAAAGGCCAUUAUCUUGACCGCGGUGCCUGCCAGCAGAUCAUCGAUGGAAAGAUCAAAAUCAAGUCCGGCGUCGACGUCGAACGCUUUACGCCCACCGGCGUGCGCUUCAGCGACGGAACAGAGCUGGAAGCCGACGUUAUCGUUGUCGCUACGGGGUACGACGAUGCGCGCCUCGUUAUCCGAGACCUCUUCUCCGGGGCUGUCUCACUGGACAACAUCCCGCAGAUAUGGGGGUUCGACGAUGCGACGGGCGAAGUACACGGUAUAUUCCGCGAUCUUACACCGGCACUGCCAGACGUAUGGCCAUUCUUAGGGGGUCUUGUGUGGGCGCGCUGGUUCUCGAAGCAUGUGGCGUUGCAGAUUAAGGCGAAGCUUGUUGGCUUGUACACCGGGAGGUACGAGGGGUGAUUGAU